This is a messenger RNA of Adelges cooleyi (spruce gall adelgid), 462 nucleotides long. RefSeq lists its product as uncharacterized. The record is from RefSeq and is a predicted model, not a curated record. Bases 7 to 462 code for a protein of 151 amino acids. Lineage: Eukaryota; Metazoa; Arthropoda; Insecta; Hemiptera; Adelgidae. The transcript has 3 exons.
UCCAAUAUGGAGGCCCAUCCAAGUUUACCAUCUAGAAUGACUGUUUCUUCCCCUCCGAACAAUGUGGGCAAAUCGUCGUUUGAUGUGUUCGCCACUGAUUAUGUAAACUAUGCCGGUGUAUACGCUUGCGGAAAAACACCUUUCGGCCACAGCUAUUCUGUAACCGUUUUGUCCAGAUCAAAGGUCCUGGGCAAAAUGUAUCUAGAUAAGAUGCGCAACGUUAUAGCUUCGGCUAAUGUGAGUCCACGUGAACUGUCAAUCGUUGACCAUUCGAAUUGUAGCAAUCUUAACGAGAAUUCCCGUCAGAUGUUCAAAGCAAAUAAUAUCUGGCACGCUGUAGAUGAAAAUAUCGUGAAUACAAUUGACGACCAAAAGAAAGUCUACAUUUCUGUCCAACCAAAGCCCACCGAAGAGAUCAGUGGCAAUCCUGGUGCCAUAUGGCUGCCAAAUGGAUAUUUAUAA